ACAUGCAUCCAUUUACAAUGCUUCGACUCUCUGGGCUCCUGCUGGCGGUCCUGCUGUUUGCGGUUCAGGCUGCUGUUUUGGUAAGAUCUCAUUCUGGAGUUCAUCUGCUGCGGCAUAAACGAGCGUGGGUUAUCCCUCCCACCAUACUGAGGGAAAAUGUGGACUACACCCAAAAGGAAUAUAUUUCCAGGAUCCGAUCCGAUCCACCUGAUCAGCCUGGAACUGAAGUCAGGUACGAAUUAAAGGGCAAAGGAGCAGAUCAAUAUCCAUUCCAUGUGUUCGUGGUUGAUGAGAAGGGACUUGUUAGAGUGACCAAAGUGCUUGACAGGGAGCAGAUUCCCGUCUACGAAAUCACAGCUAUUGCCAGACACGAAGAUGGCAGCGAAGUCCAUGAGAAUAUUACACUUCAACUUAAGGUUGAAGAUGACAAUGACAAUCCUCCCAGGUUUGAUUCAUCAAUGAAAGCUGAGGUGGAUGAGUGCAUUCCUGAAGGGACUUCAGUCCUACAAAUCAAGGCCAGUGAUGCAGAUGAUCCAGAAACACCCAACGCUCAGAUUGCCUACUCCAUCAUAGACCAGAAACCACAUGACCAUUUUCAGAUGACCAAGGACGGCCUGAUCUAUGUCGAUUAUCCUCACUUGGAUAGAGAAGAAGAAGAUACAUACAUUCUAACAGUGACUGCUGCAGAUCUAUACGGCGCACCAGGGGGACACACUACAACAGGCACCGUUACUAUCACACUUAACGAUGUCAACGACAAUCCUCCAACUCUGGAAAAAUCUGCAUAUGAAGGAAGCAUUGAAGAAAACACAUUUGGUGUUGAGGUGAUGAGGAUCAAAGCACAGGACAACGACCUCGACAACACGGAAAACUGGGAGGCUGUUUUUGACAUUGUCAAAGGGAAUGAGGAUGGAUAUUUCAGCAUAAAAACUGAUCCCAAAACCAAUGAGGGCAUCUUAAUGCUUGAGAAGGCUGUGGACUUUGAAAAGGUAAAAACCAUGGAUCUGGGGUUAGUAGUACGGAACAAGGCUCCUCCGUUUGGAUCCUCUGGAGGAGGGGCUAGUGGGGCUAGUGUGGGCUUUGGGGCUAGUGGGGGCGGUGGGGCUAGCGGGGGCAGUGGGAGUAGUGGGAGUAGUGGGGGUUUGGGGAGCAGUGGGGGAGGUGGGGGAGGUGGGAGCAGUGGGGGCAGUGGGGGAGGUGGAAGCAGUGGGGGUGGUGGGGGCAGUGGGGGUGGAUCUGGAGGAUCCAGUGGAACAGCUUUGAAGACCUAUCCAAUCAAAAUCAACGUGAAGAACCAGCCGGACCCCCCACAUUUUGAUUCAGUUGCCAAAGCUAUUCCAGUAACACGAAACCAGCCCUUCAGCAUUAUUAACAUCGUUGCCCGUUAUCCUGCAAUAGAUGGAGACACUGGGAAUCCAGCAAAGAAUGUUACGUAUCUAAAAGCCAACGACCCCCUCAACUGGCUUAGCAUUGACCCCCAGACAGCUGAGAUCAAACUGACCAAGGACCCUUAUAGCGACCCGUCUGCACGCCGUCUGGUCAAUGGGACAUAUUUUGCUGAAAUACUCUGCAUCACAGACGAUAUGCCGGCUAAAACAGCUACUGGCACUAUAGCCAUCGAGGUGCAGCCGUACAAUGAUCACUGCCCAAAGCUGACCACAGACUUAAUGUUGAUGUGCACAUCAGAGAACAGGCUGAUUGUUAAUGCUGAAGAUGAAGAUGCAUUUCCAUUUGCAGCACCUUUUAACUUUAGCAUUGACCCAGACGGCACACAGGGGAGCUGGCAGGUGAAGCAAUACAAUGAGACGGCAGCUAUUGUGCAGACGAUGGAGGACCUUUGGCCUGGUGUCUACAACCUGAUGUUUGUGGUGGAAGACCAGCAGGGAAAGUCUUGCCCAGAAUCACAACAACUGAAAGUCAGUGUCUGUGUCUGUAAGGAUGGGGAUGUCUGCAUGAAACCGGAUACGAAGUUAGGAGAUGCAGGCAUUGGCCUUCUUUUUCUGGGACUGCUACUUCUGCUUUUGAUUCCUUUGUUGAUGUUCCUCUGCCAGUGUGGAAGUGCUGCUAAAUAUAAGGACCUCUUUACUGAUGUGCCUUCGACAAAAUCUCAUCUCAUUCACUACGACACUGAAGCCCCCGGAGACAAUGUGGAAGCUGCUGCUUUGCUGAACUUUCCAACACAGAAUAUAAAGGGUGUGGAUCUACAAUAUGUAGAAGCUCUGCCAGGGGCUGGAUUUGAAAUGCAGCAAUCGGUGGCUUCCAUGAAUCAGGGCAUGUUCCAAGGUGUGUCCUCAAAUGGCUUCAGAGACGAAAUGGGGAUGAACAUGUGGGAAGGCAGUGGCUUUGAGUCCGAAACUCGAGAGUCAAGAGGAUAUCAUGACUUGGCUUUACCAGACAGCUUCCUUUCACUCUACUACAUCCAGAAGACCAGUGGAGAUGAGAACGUUGAGAUAACAGAUACCCAGCUGGUGUACGACUAUGAGGGCGAGGGCUCCCCUGCUGGCUCCGUGGGAUGCUGCAGUCUUCUGGAUUCAGACAAUGACCUGAGUUUCCUUGAUGAUUUUGGACCGAGGUUUAAAACGCUUGCUGAAAUAUGUGGUGGCAAAAUAGUCCAAUCUGAGACGACGACACAAGCGGAGACUCCUCUACCUAAUGUUCCUGUGAGCAACGUUCGAGUGUCAGAGCCAGAUUUGUUGACCAGCCAAGAGUUGUCCCAUAUGUCCAUUGUGCAGUCGGCCAACUCCAGAACCGAGCAGAGGUUAGCCAGUGAAAGAAGGGAGCAGUCUGAGAUCAGGGAGAGCAAGGCCGCAGUGAAGGAAGGGAUGACCUCAGUGCAGGCAGGGAUGGCGCACCAGAACCAGAUGGUAGUUCUAAACCAACAGCAACCCGUCUACUUUACCACCGCGCCUAUGAUGCAGCCCAUGCACUAUGUUGUUCAGCAGCCCCUUCAGAAUGCAGUGAUACUAGCUGAGGCACCUGCCUCCAGUCUUCAGCACAUGGUAAUGGUUAAUGGCACUGAUAUCGCCUCAUCCCAGGGAGUUAUUGUUCAAGGUCAGACAAUGAUGCCCAAUGUACAAACCCAGAGCCUUGGGGCAGUGCUGGUUGACAGCAGGGGGAACCAGGGAACCACUGGGAACCUGAUCUCUGGCUCCCAAAACAUGAUGUUUGUUGAAAGCAAUGUCCCUGCUGGAUCUGUAAAAGUACUAAACGGUAACCAGGUUAGCCUUGCUCAGGGUGGUGCGACACUAAACGGGUUGUCAGGAUCUCAGACAAUCAUUAAGAAGCGGGAGUCAAACAGCAGAGGGCAGCAGAGUCAGGGUGGAAAAGGUUCUUUCCAAAAGUCUAAAGUCUCUGGUGUUCAAAAGGUUCAUGUGAUCAGUGGUGCAUCCGGCGGCUCUGAGGGAAGCACCUCUUCUUACACCCUUACUACAUCCACCAACAAUGGAGUAGUUGUUGGGCAGAAGCACAGAGUAAUGAACUAGAGACGCGGCGUCUACUGCAGGAAAAAAUCACCUAUGGUGUGGUCUAGGGUGAUGGGAGCUUAUCUAAAGCAGGUGUUUGGGUUAAGCAAUAGUUCCCAAAGGUUUUAGUGCAGUUACCAUUUGUUCUUAUGUCCUGUAAAGUUAGCUGAAACUGCACAGGCUUUGUUUGGGCAUAGCUUCUACGUUCCCAUGGCCUAAAGAUGCCUUGGAUUAAAAAAUAAUGAGAAGUUUCUACUAUGGCCCUUAAAUUUGCCUGACCUACAGUAGAUAGAUCCAGAACGUAUAGAUACAAACAGCUGAUCAUAGAGGUGACCUGGAAUUACUUUAGGGUUAGGAUUCACUCGAUGAUAACAACCUACUGAGCCUAAUCUAGAGCCAUUCUAUGGGACUGAUAACCUCUAAUAACGACCAUUUAUUGGGAUGAUAUAAUGUUGCUGCAAACAGUGCAACAACAGUGUAAAAGAAGACGGUAUCAACCUGAGGAUGAACCCAUGAGAUGAUGAACUGGUUCUACCUGUUAGAACUUUUUUAUUCUUCAUCUUCACCUGCUGACAGAUAAUUUCACCUAAAUAGAUACAUUGAUCCACUACCAUUCAAGAAUUAAAACAAGUAAUAUAACCCGUCACAACAGUCUAUGGCAAGCCGUUUUGACAUGAAUUUGUUUUACUGAACAUGUAUUCCUGAUAUCUAAAAAAAACUUUUUUUAUUCUCAGGAUGACCAUUUUAAAUAAAAUGGCAUUCUUCACAUCUAUAAUAAACAUUCUGAAUGUCUAGAAAUUAAUUAUAUAUCUCUAUAUUCUUAUUGUUAGUGAUCAGCAUUUGUAUUAUUUUGACUAUAAAGAAAUCUAUUUCCGAUAUCAUAAAUAAAUACUCAGUCAAGCUUAUAAAUAACAGAUGACCACUAAAAAUGUGUAAACAUUUCUAGAUAUACAAAAAUUCAUCCUUAAUAGUAUAAUUCAGUUUUUUACUUUCUGAAAUACAGUUUCUGCAGUGGCCUUCAUAUAAACUCACACAUUAACUCGACCAACAAUCUUCUCCGUCGCCAUCUUCCUCAGCUGUAGAGCUGUUUCUCUUUGUCUCUUAAACACAUUCUACAUUUAUUUUGUUUUAUUUCCUCAUUAAAAUCCCUAGUUCCAGUGGGUUGAAAAAGGCACUUCCUGUUUCCUGUCAUCAUGGUGACUCGUUGAGUCAGGGCUACACUGAGCCACUCCAGUGGCUACUGUGAAAUGAAAAACUCAGAGUUUGUUAGGCUCUUCUUGUGUUUUAAGUUUUUAAAUUGCAUUAAAAAGAAAAUCAUAAUCUUGCCUAAAAUCCUGAAAUAAUGCGUCUGAUUUAGCUUCAGGCAGAAAUGCAACUUCUAGCACAAAGUAACGAGACAUAUUAAACCCCCCCAGGUAGCUGAGUUUAUUACUGAUCAAAUUAAAGCUUUGUCUGUUGUGCACCUUAUUAAACACCCGGCAGGUUUUAGAAAUUCUCUUAUGUAUUCCUGCUGAAAAUAAAGGUAACUGCAAAGAGCUGAUUCCAGCUGCUUAAGCCGUUUUAUCACAGCUACUGUCUGAUAUUUGCUUCGAGGAAAUGGAACGCUGUCACCACUUGUCCCCACAGGGUAACACACACACACUUAAAAGAGGUCAAAAAUGUUAUCUUUAAAAUGGCCAUUUUAUUAUGCUCACUAAAAUUGUGAAAUCCGUUUCCUGUUCACGGGUGAUAAGAAUAUUUCUUUGUGUGUAAUAAUUCUUCUCAUCCUAAACACUUAAUUAUUGAAAUGUUUUUUUUUUCCUUUGAAAAAAUUGUUAAAACGUAUUGAUAAAUGUGAGGCUUUAAAUGAAGAAUUGUAUGUCUGCUACUUCUGGUUGCAGCUAAAGUUUGAUAAGUUUGAGAAUAAAGAAACAUUAUUUAAUUGUG
Cyprinodon tularosa is the source of this 5387-nucleotide messenger RNA. RefSeq names its product desmoglein-2-like. The transcript has 14 exons. Gene Ontology annotation, molecular function: calcium ion binding. Gene Ontology annotation, cellular component: plasma membrane; desmosome. Gene Ontology annotation, biological process: homophilic cell-cell adhesion. The record is from RefSeq and is a predicted model, not a curated record. Bases 3 to 3482 code for a protein of 1159 amino acids. Lineage: Eukaryota; Metazoa; Chordata; Actinopteri; Cyprinodontiformes; Cyprinodontidae.